Molecule: messenger RNA, 924 nt
Organism: Hyaloscypha bicolor E
Lineage: Eukaryota; Fungi; Ascomycota; Leotiomycetes; Helotiales; Hyaloscyphaceae
Exons: 5
Coding region: 1-924 (307 amino acids)
Biological process (GO): regulation of transcription by RNA polymerase II
Molecular function (GO): RNA polymerase II cis-regulatory region sequence-specific DNA binding; DNA-binding transcription factor activity
Source: RefSeq, a predicted model, not a curated record
AUGGUUCCAGCUUCUGUGAACAACUACAUCCAACAGCAACCUCUGCCUCGUUUGACACAAUCUGACACUAAUAGAACCCGAGGAAUAUUGUCUCGAAACACUCGACAAGAACCACCCAGCGCAAGUCUAGCUAUUAAGUCAGAACCUCAGUGGAACGGCCCAGUCAACUCGCCUUCUGCCAACACCGAAGUCGUCAGCACAACUUCUCUUGUAAAUACAAGCAACGAGGUCAAUUUCGGAACGGGGGUUGAUGGUCUUAUGAAGGCUAUCCAGGCCAAAUCGAAAAACACAACACCGCAGACAACUUCACUUGUCGAUCAGACUAGUAGUCGGCAGGGUGACAAGAAACGCCACCAAUGUAGGACAUGCCCCAAAAGCUUCCAUCAAAAGACACACCUCGAUAUCCACGAGCGAGCCCAUACUGGGGUAAAGCCAUACCCAUGCAAAGAACCCGGCUGCGGCCGUAGUUUUUCUCAAGGGGGAAACUUGAGGACGCACGAACGACGGCACAGUGGAGAACGCCCAUACGCAUGUAACAUUUGUUGGAAGAGAUUCGCGCAAAGCGGGGGCAUCAGGGCACACAUGGUCGUUCACAAUAAAUCUAAGCCCUUUCUCUGUCGUCUCGAUGAAUGCGACCAAAGAUGCACGACGCUGGGUAAUCUCAAACUGCACCAAAACAGAUUCCAUAGCGAUACCAUUCGCACUCUGACUACCAAGUUCGCCUCUAUUAAGGAUGGGGAUAUCGUUAAAGCUUCUGAGAAAAAAGCAUGGGAGUACUUUGCUAAUCUGUACAAGAACAGCAACAAGGGCAUUAAGGGUCGCGGCAAGGACAGUAAAAUUGGCCACAGCGGCAGUGGUGGUGCGAGCUCCAUGGGAACUUGCGAUGAUGAUAUACCCUUGGCGUUUGGAGAAAGGAUAUAUUGA